AUGAGCAUUGCCAGUACCAGUCAGCCUCUGUCUACCGCUGAGAAUGACCAGCAAAGCAAGGGGGUUGUUGCUCCCUCUUCGCCAUCAUCGCAGGCGUUAUCUGUCUUGCCCGUAACCUUGGACGCAUCAGUUUCCGUAUCGGCAUCUCCUGUUUCUAAUUCCUCUCCCUCUUCGCUGUUGGAGCAAACUUCAAGCCUUUAUCCUCCUCCUGAUGCAAUAGUAUCGGAGACAGCCACUGAGACAGCCGAUUAUGCGGUUCCUUCGACCGAAACAGAGUCAUUGGACCAUAGGACUUCAUCCACUCUGUCAACUCUCGAGGCAGAAGUUGGGACAAAUGGCAACAAUUAUCAGGUGCGCCCGGCCAUCUCAUAUGCAGGUUUAAUUAUUCAAGUUCUUAUUGAGUCCACAAAGAUCAAGCUGACCCUCUCUGAAAUAUACUCUGCGAUCAUGAAUAAUCAUCCCUAUUAUCGCCACGCUCCAAAUGGAUGGCAGAACUCAGUUCGCAACAGUCUUUCGUUGAACAAGGCAUUCCUAAAGGUAGAUCGAACCCCAGAAGAACCUGGUCAUGGCUGUUUCUGGGCUUUAAGGCCUGACAUCCGUGAGUCGAAUGAACAAGCGCUACACAGGAAG
Messenger RNA from Lobosporangium transversale, 630 nucleotides. RefSeq names its product fork head domain-domain-containing protein. The transcript is spliced from 2 exons. Gene Ontology annotation, molecular function: DNA-binding transcription factor activity, RNA polymerase II-specific; RNA polymerase II cis-regulatory region sequence-specific DNA binding. Lineage: Eukaryota; Fungi; Mortierellomycota; Mortierellomycetes; Mortierellales; Mortierellaceae. The annotation marks the transcript as partial. Gene Ontology annotation, biological process: regulation of transcription by RNA polymerase II. The record is from RefSeq and is a predicted model, not a curated record.